Messenger RNA from Tricharina praecox, 1986 nucleotides. RefSeq names its product general substrate transporter. NCBI's taxonomy places the organism in Eukaryota, Fungi, Ascomycota, Pezizomycetes, Pezizales, Pyronemataceae. The record is from RefSeq and is a predicted model, not a curated record. The transcript is spliced from 8 exons. Gene Ontology annotation, biological process: transmembrane transport; carbohydrate transport. The coding region runs from base 239 to 1744 and encodes 501 amino acids. Gene Ontology annotation, cellular component: membrane. Gene Ontology annotation, molecular function: carbohydrate:proton symporter activity.
GGCGUUUUACUCCACGAUAUCCUAGUGCUGGGUCGCACUGUCGUUCACUAGUUACAGAUAGGGAUGUGGGGACACUCGUGAGAGGCUGGCGGUCUGCUUGAUCCUGCCUGUGAAAACUACAGCCAGACGCGCAUAAAAGCGCGCAACCUCCCCUCCCAUAUCUGCGUCUUCCUCGGAUCACGACCGUUGUCUGGCUAUCACAAUCACGAGACACGCCGACACACACGAUACAGCAACAAUGGGAUUCCAACCACUCGCCCGCCUGCGCGGCACACCGCUGGUGUACAGCAUCACCAUCGCAUCCAGUUCGGGGUUUAUGCUCUUCGGCUACGACCAAGGUGUCUUCUCUGGUGUUAUUGUUGCGCCAUGGUUCCUUGAAAAGUUCAACCAUCCGGACGCCGGGUUAAUGGGAACCGUGAACGCUCUCUUCGACAUUGGCGGCGCGAUCGGAGCAAUUAUCGUUUUUCUCAUAGGAGGAUAUUUGGGUCGGAAGAGGUCUAUUCUGCUUGGAUCUAUCAUCGUUAUCAUCGGAGCAAUUAUUCAGGCAACUGCAGGCACUAUCGCAGCGCUAUGCGUUGGGCGUAUAGUGGCAGGAGUCGGUGUGGGCAUAGACACUACUGCAAUCCCUGUAUGGCAAGCCGAAACAGCACCGCCGAAAUCGCGAGGUCUCCACAUGGGAUUGGAAUUGGUUUUCACGGCUACCGGUUUGCUUAUUUCCCAAUGGACGAAUUUCGGUCUCGGAACGAACAACGGCUCUGCAGCCUUCUUUAUCCCUGUCCUCUUGCAGAUUGUGUUCCCGGCAAUCACCAUCGUGAUGCUUCUAUCCGGUCUUCCUGAGAGUCCUAGAUGGCUUAUUGGCAAGGGUCGAAUCGACGAAGCCAAGGAGGCUCUCGAGCGCCUCCAUGACUCAUCAGAAGACAGAAGCGUCGAAGAUUAUUUCAGGGAGAUGCAGGAAGUUGUCGAGCUGGAGGGAGUCUCCGAGAAGUCUAACUUCAAGCUUAUUUUCACCUCCGGCCCAACACAGAACCUGCGCCGUGUUCUGCUCGCCUGUUGGAUGAUGAGUAUGCAGCAACUUGGAGGCAUCAACUCGAUUACCUACUACGUACCCACACUUUUGCAGCAAUUCCUUAGGACCUCUCGAUACACCUCUCUCUGGGUUGCCGGUCUGACAUCGGUUAUCUCGGUUACAUGCGCGCUGUUCCCAGUAUUCUUUAUCGAUCGCCUAGGUCGUAUCCCGCUUCUCGUCGGCGGUGCCGUCGGCCAGUCCGUCUGCUUUGCCAUUGUCGCCGCGCUGCUUGCCACGACUCCCGAGAACUCGUACGCUUUCGGAUUCGGCAUCAUCUUCUUCAUUUACCUCUACUUCGCCAUCUUCAGCGGAACCUGGCUCGCCGGUUCUUGGAUGUACCCCGCUGAGAUCUUGCCUCUCCGCGUCCGAGGUGCUGGUGCCUCCAUGGGUGUCUUCUGCUACUGGAUGUUCAACUUCCUGGUCGUUAUGAUCACUCCCACUGCCCUGCAGAACAUCGGCUACAAGAUGUACGUCAUCUUCGCCAUCUUCAACAUGUGGUUCGCUAUCACGAUCUGGUUCAUCUACCCCGAGACCGCCGGCAAGACUCUCGAGGACAUCGACAUGGAGUUCGCCAAGAAAUACGGCGGCGACAAUGCUCUGAACGAGCUCGAGAGCAGUGCCAGCGCCUCGGGAUUCGACAAGGGCCACGGCACGAGUGUCGAGAAGGAGAGCGUCUAGCUCACUGGUCGCUAAUGACGGGUGGUGCGUGUGAACUGAUGAAAGAUGGCGUGGUGGGGCGGUGUAUAUGUUUUUUUAAUUCAUUUUGAGCAUGGUUACUUAUUUACUGUGCUCCUUCGAUUGCACUCAUGGGGAAGAGUGCGGCUUGGUUAAAUUUCCUACUUAACUCAAUGAUCUUUUGUAAUGAUAUCCGGUCGGUGCGGUUCUGUAUCUACAUACUAUAUCAAACUUUCGUUCUUCAC